Propithecus coquereli (Coquerel's sifaka) is the source of this 1440-nucleotide messenger RNA. RefSeq lists its product as uncharacterized. Lineage: Eukaryota; Metazoa; Chordata; Mammalia; Primates; Indriidae. The transcript has 6 exons. The coding region runs from base 127 to 1440 and encodes 437 amino acids. The record is from RefSeq and is a predicted model, not a curated record.
UGAAAUACCCCUUGGAUCUGGAUUGAUUAUACCUGAUUUUCUCCACUGCGCAUAAAAGGUAUACUGUGAUUGUGAAUUUUCAUAUGCUGUGUUUGUAAGAGUCUCUCAUUUUCUGAUCUCUGCAGCAUGGUUUCUAAUCCAGCACCGCCAGCUGCUGCAGAAAACAUUCCUGACAGUGUGACCACCGCACCUCAACUCGGCUCUCGACACACAGCGAGUUGGCACGGGUUCACUGUGCCGCUGCAAGAGCAGCAGAACCCAGUGUCUGACGACUGCCCUGCCAUCAGGAGCCUUUCCCUUGGAGCGAAACCACUGAUCCAAACUCCAAGUGGAGGCUCCAAUACUAUCCUUAAAUUGAGGACAAAAUUGAGGAGAUCUCCAGCUCCUUCUGAAAAGGUUCACACUGCUGUGGCCACCCCAGGAACCCAUGUCCCUAGCGGCCUUGAUCUCAAUGCCACUUUCCAUGGUCAGCAAGGGGAGCAACCAAACCACAGCCCUCCGGCUUCUCCCAACCUGCUUCACUCAACACCACCACCCCCGACCCAGAGCCCAGGAUUUUUCCGUAAAAUGCUGGCAAGGUUCAGAAAGAGGACUCUCCCUCGGGAGAGAAGACGAGCCCCGUCAGCCAGGAUUCCCAGUGGAAGCUCCCCGGGUGGAGUCCCCUUCGCUGCUGGCACGUCCAUGGACACAGCAGCACGUGGGCGGCCGCAGGACCAGCGACCUGCUCCACCUGACCGCCCGCCUGCCCCUCCCGCCCUAGCCCGUCGCUCUGCCCCAUCGCCCCUUCCCGUGUCAGGAUUUCCAGGAAACACAAAUGCAGACAGCGUGGUGCACUAUAGACUCCAGCCUCCCUUCGAAGCCAGGUUCCUGCGCUUCCUCCCUUUAGCCUGGAGCCCUAAGGGCAGGAUUGGGAUGCGGAUCGAAGUGUACGGCUGUGCAUACAGUUUGCUGACUUCAAAGCAGAACAUGCUCUUUGAUGGCGAUUUGCCAUUAGCUCGAUGUUCCUUCAUGAGGAGACACUACUCCAGUUCCUUGGGCUGGAGGUCGGUACCCAGAAGAUCAAAGCUCCAUGCCUGGUCCCGGAGAGGGCCACUGAGCAGUUCAGCUGUUGUGGAAUCUGCUAGAACUGUGAGCUUCUGUAAACACAUGCUGUUGGGCAAAAAUAACCAGCAGCCCCGAGAGGAUCCGAAACAUACCAAGAAACAGACAAAGCGAUUUGGGGCCCGUCGGUUCUCCGGCGGAAUCGGACAAGAAAUGCUCGACCGCGGGUUCUCGCGCCCACGCCUGCCAUCUGCCGCGCGGCCGCUAGGUGUCAGCAGAGCGCCGCGUCCGACCGAGUGGCCGCUGCUCGCCGCCGCCAGCGCGCGCCCGUGCGUUUAUCAACGUGUUCAAACACGGGUCCGCAAGGCGUCGCGAUUUCUCCUUCUCGUGACAUGUUAG